AUGGAUCCCACCAGCAGCAGCUGCAUGCGCAGUCCACAGCCUCCUGCCCCACUCUGGGGGUGCCUGCGGAGCACCCAUGUGGAUGUCACCUCAGAUUCAGGGCUGAACCACUACCCAUCAGCACCCUACUCCUUCCAUCAAAAAUCAGAUUUUGCUUCUUACUCUGAUUUCUCAACCCCCUGUCCAGUGACUGCUCCCCACAGCUUCCCACACAAGGAGCGGGCAUUUGUGGAACAGCACCCUUCUUUCCAACACUCUGACUGGCAUUUUGCAGCAACUGAGGCCAGACGACAACUAAAUCCAGGACUGGCCUUGGGCUCUGGGGAGUCAGAUAGCAGCAGCCCAAAUCUAGUGAGUACGAAUGAAGAUGAUGAGGUACCAGUAAAUACUACAAAUGAGACUGAGAAAAAGCCAUCCAAAAGAAGAAAGGAAAACUCAGAAAACCAGAACUCAAGUAACAAGGCAGAAACAAGCAGCAAAUCACGGAAGGAAAGGACAGCUUUCACAAAGGAGCAGCUACGGGAGCUGGAAGCUGAAUUUGCUCACCAUAACUACUUGACAAGGCUCAGGAGAUAUGAGAUAGCUGUGAACCUGGAUCUCACCGAGAGACAAGUCAAAGUAUGGUUUCAAAACAGAAGGAUGAAGUGGAAACGUGUUAAAGGUGGGCAACCAGUAUCCACACAUGAACAUGACACAGAAGAUGUGGACUCUGCUGCCUCCCCCAGCUCUGACUAG
Messenger RNA from Chaetura pelagica (chimney swift), 735 nucleotides. RefSeq names its product mesenchyme homeobox 1 (gene MEOX1). Lineage: Eukaryota; Metazoa; Chordata; Aves; Apodiformes; Apodidae. The record is from RefSeq and is a predicted model, not a curated record. The coding region runs from base 1 to 735 and encodes 244 amino acids. The transcript has 3 exons. Gene Ontology annotation, biological process: positive regulation of transcription by RNA polymerase II. Gene Ontology annotation, molecular function: DNA-binding transcription factor activity, RNA polymerase II-specific; RNA polymerase II cis-regulatory region sequence-specific DNA binding. Gene Ontology annotation, cellular component: nucleus.